AUGGCGGAAAAGGAUGCGGAAAAAACAGAAUCAUCAAGCUCAGCUGCCAGCACUGUGAGCAAAAAAACCAGAAGCAGUCACAAUUCAUCAGUGCAUAUGAAUGAAUCUGACGAAGAAUCUGAUCACUCAUCAGAAAGAGAAUCAGGAAGUCUACGAAGUUCUCUGGUCAACACUCUAGCCACAAUCCAAAAUAACAUUUUCAAAAAAGGAAAACCGCUCGAAGCAUGGCAUCAGUUUCUGCUCAGUAAAAUCAUUUACAACAAAGAUUAUACCUACAUGGAUAAGGCAUUCCGUUUCAUGGAAUGCAAAACAAUGGUCAGAAGAGAGCAAAUAUUCUAUGCAGGACUAUUCCUGUUAGUUGCAUUUGUUUUACUACAAAACUUUGAUCCAUUGUUAUGCACUACAGUUAGCUGUAUUUAUCCUGCAUACGAAACCACCAGGUCUUUAACUAUUCACAAGAAUAAAGCGCGCAAACAACGUGAGCAUUGGCUUAUCUAUUGGAUUGUAUUCUCAUUUUUCACACUGCAGGAUUACCACAGCGAGUGGUUAACGAUGUUACUUUCGCCAUUUCUUUUACUAAAGAUGUUAUUUUUGAUGCUUCUAGCAUUGCCACAGACGGGAAUGGCUGAGCUGUGCUACUACAACAUUGUAGUUCCCAUGCUUUCCGUUAUCAAUGAUACCUUCGUGAAGUAUAAUCGAGUAUGUUUCUUAUUAUUGAACGAAACAGUAAAGAAGAUUUAA
Molecule: messenger RNA, 741 nt
Organism: Loa loa (African eye worm)
Lineage: Eukaryota; Metazoa; Nematoda; Chromadorea; Rhabditida; Onchocercidae
Exons: 4
Coding region: 1-741 (246 amino acids)
Source: RefSeq, a predicted model, not a curated record